This is a messenger RNA of Sesamum indicum (sesame), 876 nucleotides long. The record is from RefSeq and is a predicted model, not a curated record. Lineage: Eukaryota; Viridiplantae; Streptophyta; Magnoliopsida; Lamiales; Pedaliaceae.
AUGGUACGUCCUGUUACGGCAGCUAAGGUAAAAUUGACUUUAGUUCAUGUUGCUGAGGAUAAAGCCCCUGGUCCUAAUGGUUACACCUCAGCCUUCUAUAAAGCGGCUUGGCCUAUUGUGGGUUCUCAAAUCACGCAGCCAACCCAGGCGUUUGUCUCAGGUCAUUCUAUCAGCGACAAUAUUCUUCUGGCUCAAAAAUUAUUUACAGGAUAUAACCAGCAGCGACUCCCACCUUGUUGUGCACUAAAGGUGGAUAUCCAUAAGGCUUAUGAUAUUGUUGAUUGGGAUUUCCUUCUGGCUGCGCUCCAGUUGUUUGGUUUUCCGCAUAGAUUCAUCUGCUGGAUUGAAGAAUGUGUUACAACUCCGUCUUUCUCCAUUAGGAUUAACAGAACACCUAAUGGGUUCUUUGUUGGUGUCAAGGCCUUUGGCAAGUGUGAACCUCUUCGCCUAGGUCAGCUUGGAUUUGCAGAUAACUUGCUAUUGUUAUCUCGGGCUAAGGUGGAAUCGGUUCAAUUACUCAAACGGGAACUUGAUUAUUUUUUAGACAUGUUUGGGUUUCGGGGCAGCCCUCAAAAGAGUCACCUGAUCCUCUCGCGUGGUGGCCAAGGAAUAAGGGAACAACUGCUAGAGGUAUUUCACUUUCCCGAGGGACUUUUAUCGUUAAAAUACUUGGGAUUACCUCUUAUAUCUUCCGAAGUGACUAUUGUUUGCAAGCCACUCCUUACCAAGUUGGAUCAACGUAUUAAGGGUUGGGAGAGCAUCUCCUUGUCCUAUGUUGGACGUCUGCAGAUUAUUAAAUCUAUACUCACAGCACUCAAUGUAUAUUGGGCUUCAGCCUUUAUAUUACCCAAUGAUGUCAUUAGAGAGGUGGAGUAG